GAGGAGGCCACAGGAUAUUGAAACCACCAACCAAACUGCCGCAUCUUCUCAAUUCCCUCCCUUCUCAGCCUCUCUUCCUCUUACUCUUGCUCUUGCUCUUGAAUUGUAUCGUACGUAGGUUAGGUUAGGUUGCCAAUCUGAUUUGGGUUUGGGAAUGACAAAGGUAUACCCAAAUGCCACUGCUCCUGUUUCGGAGAAGCCGAAGUUGAAGCUGAAUGCUUCCCCAACUUCGACUUUAACUCCAACUUCAGAUGACAACUCUGUGGUGGUCCUAACCGUGUGGAAGAAAUCGCUGCUUUUCAACUGCGAUGGUUUUACAGUGUUCAACGCCCACGGCAAUCUUGUCUUUCGUGUUGACAAUUACUCUGCCGCCACCAAGGCUGAGAUUAUUCUUAUGGACCCCUCCGGCAAGUCCCUCCUCACCAUCCGCCGCAAGAGGCUGAGCCUAUCGGGCAAGUGGCUGAUGUAUGAAGGAGAGACAGCAGUCAAUCCUAUACUGUCAGCGAGGAAGCACGUGAACCUCCUAAAUACAAAGUCAUUAGCUCGCGUGAGCUCAUGUUGCAGCAGCGGAACUGGAACUACUGGAUCAUCAUCAUCGUCAUCGUCGCCUUCAAAUUCAAUUAAGAACGUGAUGAUAUACGAGAUAGAGGGAUCGUACACACAAAGAUGCUGUGCGGUGUACGACGGAAAGAGGAGGCGAGUGGCGGAGAUCAAGCGCAAGGAAGCCGUGGGAGGGGUGGAUUUUGGCAUGGACGUAUUCCGCCUCAUUGUAAAACAGCCUGAAAUCGACUCAAGUGUAGCGAUGGCCGUUGUCAUCCUGCUCGACCAGAUGUUUGGAUCUUCCAAAC
This is a messenger RNA of Camellia sinensis, 848 nucleotides long. RefSeq names its product LURP-one-like protein (DUF567). The record is from RefSeq and is a predicted model, not a curated record. NCBI's taxonomy places the organism in Eukaryota, Viridiplantae, Streptophyta, Magnoliopsida, Ericales, Theaceae.